This is a messenger RNA of Coprinopsis cinerea okayama7#130, 1632 nucleotides long. RefSeq lists its product as hypothetical. Bases 1 to 1632 code for a protein of 543 amino acids. NCBI's taxonomy places the organism in Eukaryota, Fungi, Basidiomycota, Agaricomycetes, Agaricales, Psathyrellaceae. The transcript is spliced from 13 exons. The record is from RefSeq and is a predicted model, not a curated record. Gene Ontology annotation, molecular function: hydrolase activity, acting on carbon-nitrogen (but not peptide) bonds.
AUGUCAGACACGAAAUACAAGGAUGAAUUGUCGACAGCUUUCCCUGGUGCUCGACCACACCUGCAGCAACUUGAACAACGCUCGAGUGGAAAGACGUUCAAAGUGUUGCUGGCGGCCGUAGUUUUGUCAAUCGCGAGUCUCUACUGUGUUCCAAGGACUGAUGUGGAUGCUGUUGAAGCUCCAUUCCAGUUCAAUGUGACGAAACCGCUGCCCUCUUCGGCGUAUGCUCUCUGUUCAGCUCGAGGCCCUCACAAUGACCCGCAGAAGUCUAUCUACACCGUAGACGAUGAACGUCCUCGGGUCGAGUGUCUCCUCGUUGCAAACGACGAAAUAAUGGAGACGGGGAGCUUGGCAAUAACGAACGUGGAGCAAGAUUCGCAUUGUCACAUCCUCGAGUACGGUUUUAGUCGUCAGAUCCCCCUCGACCAGGCGAAGAACGUCCAAGAUGCUGUUAACCGCGUGGCGGAGUAUGUCCUAUCCAAUCCGGAUAUCGCAAAUGACCCCAACCAUGUCAUCGAAGGAUGGGGCUGGGACCAUGAGUCCUGGGACGAUCCAAAGUUUCCAACUGCCGCUGACUUGUCUUCUCAUCCAGUCCUUGCAAACAGACAGACUAUUCUAGCGAGCAAGGACGGUCACGCUAGUUGGGUAUCAACCGCGACUCUCCUCGCCAAUGGCCCGUACCCUCGCGACAUCGAUGGCGGUAUUAUCGUCAGAGAUAAAGCUACAGGAAAACCUACAGGCGUCUUCAUUGAUACUGCGCAAUCCUUGAUUGCACCUCCACCAAUCACCCCCAAGAUUCAACGACAGCGUUUUACCAACACCGUCAACGAUGUUUUGAGUGUCGGUCUCACCAGUUUGCAUGACGCGGGCUUCAAACCCGAGUCUCUCGAGUUCUUUUCUAGGCAGGCGAAGAACGGCGGCUUACCAAUCAGGAUAUACGGAAUGACGUGGUUCAACGCUUCAUCCAUUCCGUCCGACCCUUCGGCCUACUGGGGGGAUAGGACCCAGAAGAUUCGUGAUUCGGACGGACAGCAAAGGUUCAGCGUUAGGAGCGUCAAGAUCUUUGGGGACGGUGCCCUCAGAACUGCUGGUGCUGCUUUGUACGAGCCCUAUUCAGACGAUCCAUCCACCUCGGGUCAAAUGAGGUUCACCCCCGAAGUUCUGAACGAGAUUAUUCCCAAGUUCUUGAAGGACGGAUGGCAAGUUAAUGUCCACGCCAUCGGCGACCGGGCAAAUGGGGUGGUGUUGGACGCCUUCGAAGUCGCGUUGAAAGAAAUGGGUCUGGACAGCUUCGCAGACAGUCAAGUGCGACCUCGGUUGGAGCAUGCUCAAAUCAUUGCAGAGAAAGAUGUGAAGCGAUUGGGAAGGAUGGGAGUCAUCGCAAGCGUGCAACCCACUCACGCGAUAAGUGACAUGUGGUACGGAGAGGACAGAUUGGCCUUGCGCGGGAUGACGAUUGAACCUGCCUAUGCAUCUUUCACUGAGAAGAGGUUGGGAUCGUUGGAACCUGGCAAGAAGGCGGACUUUGUGGUUCUCUCGCAGGAUAUCAUGAAGGUUCCGGUCGACAAGAUUUUAGAGACCAAGGUUCUCGCCACCGUUAUAGACGGCAAGGUUGUUUACGGCGGAGUGUAA